AUGGCCCGAGCAAAGUCCCUGAGUGGUCGGAGGCUGAAGAUGCCUCCCACCGUGAUGAGCAAUCGGCGGAUAGCUAAGCCAGUGCGAAAGAUCACGGAGGAGAUAAAUGCCCUCAAACUUCUCAGUGGACAAAAAGAAGGGGAGAUCAAGGACCUCCAAGCCGAAUUGGCCACAGCUUAUAAAGAGCAGACUGACCUGAUUGAGCAGGUUCAGCAGAAGGCCGAAAAGAUCGACCAGCUUUGUGAGGAGGACAACAUGAUGAAGGCAGAGACUUUGGGGUGGAAGCAAAACAUAGACCGCCUUGCCUCGAAGAAAGAUACUGCUCGAGCCCAACUAUCAUCGAUCGGACAUCAACUUCAAAGCAUGAAAGAGGAAAGCUUGGCCCAAGCCCAGAAAAUUGAGGAGCUCGAGGCUCGAUUGGCCGCCGAACUUGCAAAGGCCACAUUUGAGAUGAAAAAACUAAAGGCUGACAUGGAGGUUGCCGAGCAUUCCAAGUACCAUUCUCGAAGAGAGAAUCUUGAGGAGAUUCAUGCUCGCGGCUUUAACCUUGCUGUCGAUAUCGAGAAUGCGAAAGUACUCAAGGCCGAAGCCAAAGCAUUGGUCUCUUUCGAUGAUGAUGAUUCUGGGAGCACGAGUGGACCCGAGAGUGUAGGGGAUUCUGAUGACGAAGACGCAGCUCCCAAAGAAAAUUAG
This is a messenger RNA of Nicotiana tabacum (common tobacco), 693 nucleotides long. NCBI's taxonomy places the organism in Eukaryota, Viridiplantae, Streptophyta, Magnoliopsida, Solanales, Solanaceae. The record is from RefSeq and is a predicted model, not a curated record.